UUUGGUACAAAAUCCAACUCGGAGCGCUACGCACAACCCUGGGACACACCGAAUCGCCGAAACUCACCCUUACGCACAAGCUAGACAUACUUUAGCUAGCUCCCGCGCUUCCCUACGAGACGGCUCAUUCAAUGUCUGGCGCAAAUUGACCUGGCUCUUGCUGCUGCGAACGCUAAAGUACAACUGCGAGGCCGGCUAUUGCGGCUUCUCAUCUUCCUUCGAUAUGACUCACAUUCAGCAUCAGCAAGGGUCCACGUCCUAUCGCACCGUCAGAAGGCACCUCUUUGGCGGUGCAAUCACUGCUGAAUUACCACAAAGCUUCAUCGAUGCGAGUGAGCUCCGCCAGGUACCGGAUAACCAAGAAGUGAUGAUCAGCUCCUCUUCCGACACGAGCAUUAUCCUCGAAGUGCUGGAGAGCGUUAAAGAAGGCGACGCGAACGAGAAUAUGGAGGCCGCGGUGCGAUAUCACUUCGACUCACUCGCGCACGACAAUUCGGCGCUCUCCUCUACGAUCGAAUCGACGACCUUCCUUGACACCAGCUCCUUCCCUGUGCCACCUCCGCUGCCAGAUGCGAGUUCCAUCGUACCACGCGAGCGCACGCCGUCGCCAUGGCUGGUGUCAGGCUUGCAGGUAGUGCCCAAAUACGGGCGCACCACCGAUCCGCCGCAUUGCGUGCGCAUCCACCUGGCAGUGUGGCGGUUGCGGCCAAAGAAAGACGUGGACCUCGUGCUGUCGUUCAACAUCCCGCAGCCGCAGCCGCAACCGACGGCUGCAGGUGAGACAGCCGCAAAUGCAGGCAGCGAAAUGGUUUCAGAACAUGUUUCGAGGGACGAGGCGAUCCUGGCAGAGGUGUUCCGCAAAGCAGCGAGCACGCUGACGAUCGAGGACUGGAACCUUUUCAGCUGAACUCCGAAAAGACUUUCACUGGUCUC
Tilletiaria anomala UBC 951 is the source of this 933-nucleotide messenger RNA. Its product is annotated as Mog1p/PsbP-like protein. Gene Ontology annotation, biological process: protein import into nucleus. Lineage: Eukaryota; Fungi; Basidiomycota; Exobasidiomycetes; Georgefischeriales; Tilletiariaceae. Bases 224 to 907 code for a protein of 227 amino acids. Gene Ontology annotation, molecular function: small GTPase binding; guanyl-nucleotide exchange factor activity. Gene Ontology annotation, cellular component: nucleus. The transcript has 3 exons. The record is from RefSeq and is a predicted model, not a curated record.